AUGGAUUUCAUGGAGAUAGCCAACGACUUUGUUGAUCAUUGGUUCGGAUCAUUCGAUAACACGGACUUGAAGCCUGUCCUGGCCUCUCUCUAUCGUCCAGAGUCGAUGUUAGUAUGGGAAGGCGCGCAAAAACUAGGUUCUGACGACAUCAUGGCAACUUUGACCAAGCCUGAAAUGUCAGUUGUGAAGACUGUGGUCACUACAAGAGACGCGACUCCAGCUACUGCGGGAGGCAUCUUGAUCACAGCCAUCGGAAGUCUAGCAAUCGACAAUGCGUUUGACACGCCAAUAAGCUUUACUUCAACUUUCCUUCUGCAACCCAAUGAUUAG
Molecule: messenger RNA, 330 nt
Organism: Penicillium odoratum
Lineage: Eukaryota; Fungi; Ascomycota; Eurotiomycetes; Eurotiales; Aspergillaceae
Product: Nuclear transport factor 2 Eukaryote
Exons: 5
Coding region: 1-330 (109 amino acids)
Biological process (GO): protein import into nucleus
Cellular component (GO): nuclear pore central transport channel
Source: RefSeq, a predicted model, not a curated record